Triplophysa rosa is the source of this 4021-nucleotide messenger RNA. It is a transcript of the gene frk, whose product is annotated as fyn-related Src family tyrosine kinase. The transcript has 8 exons. Gene Ontology annotation, molecular function: non-membrane spanning protein tyrosine kinase activity; signaling receptor binding; ATP binding. Gene Ontology annotation, cellular component: extrinsic component of cytoplasmic side of plasma membrane. Gene Ontology annotation, biological process: cell surface receptor protein tyrosine kinase signaling pathway; cell differentiation; protein phosphorylation. The coding region runs from base 220 to 1764 and encodes 514 amino acids. The record is from RefSeq and is a predicted model, not a curated record. NCBI's taxonomy places the organism in Eukaryota, Metazoa, Chordata, Actinopteri, Cypriniformes, Nemacheilidae.
AAACGUGACCAGGAAACGCGAAUAGAUACUUGACUGCAAGCAAUAAAUCUGACGCUUUCUAUCAUUUCACCCAUCCAACGUUUUCGCAAACGUACACAAUGGAUAAAACAUCUGUUUUUUUAACUUCCGGAAGUUAGCAAGAUUAACAUCACUGACUCAUCAGUAAGGCGUGAUACUGAUUUAUUUUACUUAAUCAGCAUCUUUCAGCUGGGAUUAACUAUGGUGGAUCUCCGAGAGAGGUUUCUUUUAUGCUGUCAGAACACGUUCUCUUGUUUCAGAGACCCAGAGACUAACACCUCACUUGCCACGAAAAAACGGGACAUUGUUGUGAUUAAAAAUGUUCACACAGAGCCCCCACCCAGGGUCCUUCCACCGAAACCCUGCUCAGUUUACAUUGCUCUGUACGACUACACGGCUCGCACGGAGGAAGAUUUAAGUUUUCACACAGGUGAUAAACUUAAGCCACUGACUAAAAAAGAUGACUGGUGGUACGCAAGAGGAAUCACCGGGAUUUCGGCGAACAAACAGGGCUACAUCCCUGCUAAUUACGUCGCGCCUGUGGAAAGUAUCGACGCUGAACCAUGGUAUUUCCCAGAAACAAAGCGCUUGGAUGCAGAGAAACUGUUGCUGUUUGAUGACAAUCAGAAUGGAGCGUUUCUCAUUAGAAACUGUGAAAGCCAGACAGGGGAACUCUCACUCUCAGUGUUGGACAGUGGAAAGGUGAAGCAUUAUAAGAUCAAAACGUUGGAUGCUGGUGGGUACUUUGUAUCAAGGACUCGAUCUUUUUCCACUCUGAGAGAAUUAGUGGAUCACUACUCCACAUGUGAUGAUGGCCUUUGUGUGCGUCUAGGAGAACCCUGCAGAAAAACAUUGGUUCCAGAGACCCAUGGUCUUUCAUACAACACAGUGGAUCAAUGGGAGAUCCCACGUACCUCUGUAAAACUCCUGAAGAAGUUGGGAGCAGGGCAGUUUGGGGAAGUUUUUGAAGGGAUAUGGAAUGACACAACAGCUGUUGCUGUCAAAACACUCAAACACGGAACUAUGGAUCCAAAGGACUUCUUGCGAGAAGCUCAGAUUAUGAAGAGACUCCGCCACCCUAGACUGAUCCAGCUGUAUGCCGUCUGCACUAUGGAGGAGCCCAUCUACAUCAUUACAGAGCUCAUGAGCAAUGGAAGCCUCCUAGAAUAUCUCCAGAAAGACAGAGGCAGUCGUCUCCAUCUUUCUGAUCAGAUAAGUAUGGGAGCACAAGUGGCUGCUGGCAUGGCGUACCUUGAGUUGCAGAACUACAUUCACAGAGAUCUUGCUGCACGGAAUGUUCUGGUGGGAGAUAAUAAUAUGUGCAAGGUGGCUGACUUUGGCCUGGCACGUGUUUUUUUGAUGGAAAGUGAGAACAGUGAUGACAACGUUUAUGAGGCCAAAGAAGGAACCAAGUUUCCAGUGAAAUGGACUGCACCUGAGGCCAUUCAUGAGAACAAAUUUACCAUUAAAUCUGAUGUCUGGUCUUUUGGGAUUUUGCUGUAUGAAAUUUUCACAUUUGGACAAAUGCCUUACCCAACUCUGACAAACUAUCAGGUGGUAAAAAAAUUGACCACUGGCUACAGGAUGUCAUGCCCCCCUAACUGCCAAAAAUAUUUGUAUGAGAUCAUGUCCGAUUGCUGGAAGGAGGUCCCAGCGGACAGACCCACCUUUGAAACACUGCAAUGGAAACUGGAGGACUUUUUUGAAGCAGAUAUCAGCUCUUACGAUGACGCAAACCGCUACUAAAAGAAUCACACUUGAAAUGUUUUAAUUGAAAUAUAAACUAAACCAUAAAGUUGUUUUAUGGAACAAUAAUUAUGUUCCAGCAUGUAAACUACAUUAGUUAAAUCGAAUAUGUAUUCCGAAUUGUUUCUUUUAAUUUUUGACCUAAUAUAAGUUUGCUUAACUGUUUAAAGUGCACUUCAUGCUAAUGCUGUGAAACUGUGAUCAUAUAAUUACAGAUGAAUGUAAGGAAUGUAUUGUGCAGAUACUAUUGAAGAGUCACAUAUGGAAACUAGAAGUGCAGCCUGAUUAACCUGCUUUAAGCAGAUUAAAUAAUGAGUCACACUUCAUCUCCGAAUGACAGCUGACCUACAGUAGACCUAGAGACUGAACUGAGAUUUGAAGCUUUGAAACUAUAUUAUCAGAUCAAUCUGAUACACAGCAAAAUCGCCAGUGUUAAAAAAGGUCAAAUUAACACUCACAGUGUUUAUAUAAUCCACACUUUGAUUAUAUAUACACUGUGCGUGUUAAUUUGACCUUUUUUAACACUGGCGAUUUUACUGUAUAAAGCUUUAUUUACUAUUUUACUCAUUUUACUAAUUACAGAUUUCAAAAAUAAAAAAAUUUUACUGUAAAAAGAAAAGAAAAAGCAAGUGUAUUUUAAGCAUAAACAAGUGCAUAUAUAUUUUUUGCUGUGAUAACUGUGCAGAUUCUGAUGUAAAAUAUAUUUAAACCGCUAAACUAUGUAAAUGUAAAAAUGUAUUUUAAAACCUUGUGGCCCGGUUUCACAGACACAGUUUAGCUUAAACCAGGACUAUGCAUUUAUUGAAUAUAGAUAUUUAUGUCACUUUUAUAAAAAUGCCUUAGAAGAAAACAUUACUGUGUGCAUCUCGAAACAAAACAAUUGCACAGAUAUAUUUUAAGACAUUUCUGGGCAAGUUAUAUUCAGUUAACACGGGUCACACAUUCAUUUUUGUCUGGGACUAGCCCUAAGCCUUGUCUGUGAAACUGGGCCUGUAUGUAAAAUGCACUGUUUAAAGUGACAGGUUGUCCAAAUAUUAAAAAUUCUGUAGUUAUUUACAAACACAAAAGAUAUUUUGAAGAUUAACAGAACAAUGUCGGAACCCAUUCACUUCAAUUGUAUAGAAACAAAACCAAUAGGCACUGCCGUUGUUCAGUUACCAAUUUUUUUCUAAAUAUCUUUUGUGUUCUGCAGAAGAAAGUAAUGCAGGUGUGAAAUGACAAGAGGGUGAGUAAAUGAUGACAGAAUUUUCAUUUUUGGAUGAACUAUUAGUUUGAAACCGUGUCUACACCGGACGCGACGCGACACACAGCUUGUUCUAAUGGCAUUGCCGCACCGCGCCAUGUCCGGUGUGGACAAAAUUUUAAAUGAUAAUGGGUUCUAAUGCGUUCUAUUGUCUCUUGUCAAGUCGCAAUCGCGCCGCAUUCGGUGUAGACAUGGUGUAAGGGUUUAUUCCUCCCCUAGGUUAAAUGAAUUGUACAAGUUUCCCCUUCAUUUAUAAAACUUUGUAUUUCAGUUUCUUUUAAGACCUUAAUAUGUUAAAGAAAUAGUAUGGAAUUAAUGCUAAUGUAUUGUACCAGGCAAUAUUAUUAACACUUGUUGUUGAAACUGCCUUCGGAUGUGAUGAUCAAUAUGUUUUAGCUGGCAACUAUUUUGUUGCAGCGUGUAGCUUCUGAUUUCUUAAAAGUUAAGGCUAAUACCAACAAACACCAACAAGUUGGCUGUUUUAUGUAGAAUGGACAAGUUGGUUGGCAUGUGUAUAUGCAAUGAUUGUGGAAAGUUACUUUUUCAGGGGCAAAUUAUUUACAUGCAUCAAACACAGAAAACAACUUUGCUGAGACUGUUGAAGUCACUGGAAUGACAAAUUUCACCAGUUCAUUUUUUACUGAUUAUUAAAUGUUAUUUACUGCAUCUUGCACUCUUUAUGGUGAAAAAUAUAAUUUUUUUCUUAUAUUUUGUAGAGUGUCUCCAUAAAACAUAAAUAUAUAGUUUAAUAGUUGUCGCCAGAGGUGGACGAAGUACACAACUUCCUUACUUGAGUGAAAGUACAGAUACUACUGGUCAAAUAUUACUCCACUACAAGUAAAAGUUGUAAAGACAGAUUCUUAAGUAAAAGUACAGAAGUACGUGCUUUUAAAAGUACUCAAGUAUUAAAAGUAAAUUUCCUUUAUGUCAGUUGUGCAUUGUUUUAUUGUCGUAUACCUUGUGCCUCUGAAGCAACCUACUGAAUACACAGAGUAGCUCACAGUAUCAGUUGUA